Paramisgurnus dabryanus is the source of this 1050-nucleotide messenger RNA. RefSeq names its product nucleotide binding protein 2 (MinD homolog, E. coli) (gene nubp2). Lineage: Eukaryota; Metazoa; Chordata; Actinopteri; Cypriniformes; Cobitidae. Gene Ontology annotation, cellular component: cytosol. The record is from RefSeq and is a predicted model, not a curated record. Gene Ontology annotation, biological process: iron-sulfur cluster assembly. Gene Ontology annotation, molecular function: ATP-dependent FeS chaperone activity; ATP binding; 4 iron, 4 sulfur cluster binding.
ACGUUCAACUUUGCGGAAGUAAAACACACCAACAUGGACAGCAGUGAGCGAGGAAACCUGGAUCAGGUGAAGCACGUGGUUCUGGUUUUAUCUGGUAAGGGUGGAGUGGGUAAAAGCACCAUUACUACUGAAUUGGCCCUGGCACUCAAACAUGCAGGCCAGAAGGUGGGUAUUCUGGAUGUGGAUCUGUGUGGACCCAGUAUUCCACGGAUGCUGAAUGUUGGGAAGCCGGAGGUACAUCAAUGUGAUGCGGGGUGGGUGCCUGUAUAUGCAGACCCACAGCAGCAGCUCGCACUCAUGUCCAUUGGCUUCCUGUUGGAGGAUCCUGAUGAGGCCGUGGUGUGGAGGGGACCCAAAAAGACAGCUCUGAUUGGUCAGUUUGUUAGUGAUGUAGCGUGGGGUGAAUUGGAUGUGCUGUUGGUGGACACGCCCCCAGGAACAUCUGACGAACACUUGGCUGUGCUCGAAAACCUGCGCAAACAUCGAAUGGACGGAGCCGUGCUGGUUACAACACCCCAGGCAGUGUCAACAGGUGAUGUGAGGCGUGAGAUCACCUUCUGUAAGAAGACCGGUGUGAAGAUUCUUGGCAUUGUGGAGAACAUGAGCGGCUUUGUGUGUCCACAUUGCUCUGAGUGCAGUAACAUCUUUUCCAAAGGUGGAGGCGAGGAACUGGCCAAACUCACAGGAUCUGUGUUUCUAGGCUCAGUACCGCUGGACCCGUUACUGACAGCGAGUUUAGAGGAGGGCCGGGACUUCCAGCAGGCGUUUCCAGAGAGCAGCGCAUACACGGCCAUCAGUAAUAUAGCAGAGACCCUCUUGAGGACCCUAAAAUCAUGAAACAGUACUGACAACACAUACAUACGCUAUCCCUAUUUGAUAUCUGAUGUGUUACAGCUCAAUCAUUUGUUUUCAUUUGUUAAUGGAAAGUUCUUCAGUAGAGCAGAGAUCUGUUCGCGUGCAGUCAUUUCAUUUUUGUAUUAACAAGAAAUGUUUUAUUAAUAAUACAGUGUGUUAGUGAUGCAAGUUUCAAAUAAAAAUAUUUAACUUGAA